ACCCGGAAGUACUUUAUUAUUCUUGUCUGCUUUAUGGUGGUGACAUAAAGCAGUUGACGAAGAUUAUUUAGCUCUUUUCUUUUCUUGUCAUUCUCUAGUUUAAAACUGACUGACUGUGAGGUACUUCGGGGUAUUUAUAUAGAGGCAUUAUUGAGGUCCUUCCUGGCUGGCCCAUGCUGAGACAGGGACCUAGAGGAACUGAACGGACUCAACAUGGCCUGUGUAGAGGAGCCCCCUGAGAAGCACUGCUGGGUGUGUUUUGCGACAGAGAGAGAGGACCGCGUGGCAGAGUGGGUGAGCCCCUGCAGGUGUAAAGGCUGUACCAAGUGGAUCCACCAGGCCUGCCUGCAGCGCUGGCUCGAUGAGAAGCAGAAAGGAAACAGUGGAGGAGCUGUCAGCUGCCCUCAGUGUGGCACAGAGUACAGCAUCGUCUUCCCCAAGAUGGGGCCAUUGGUGUACUUCCUCCAGCAGGUGGACAGGGCUCUGUCGCGGGCCAGUCCAUUCGCUGCUGCUGGGGUGGUGGUGGGGACAGUCUAUUGGUCAGCUGUCACCUAUGGAGCUGUGACUGUCAUGCAGGUGGUGGGCCAUAAGAAGGGCUUGGAUGUGAUGGAGAGAGCAGAUCCUCUGUUCCUCCUGAUGGGUCUACCUACCAUCCCUGUGAUGCUGGUCCUGGGCAAGAUGAUCCGCUGGGAGGACUACAUACUGAGGCUGUGGCAGAGACACUCCUCUAAACUACAGCUGCUAGUUCCAGGUAUAGGGCGUCCGUUGCCCCGUGUGCCAGCUGAUGGGAGUAAUGGAGGGGACCACCUGUCAGUGUCUCGUACUUUGUGUGGAGCUCUCAUCUUCCCCUCCGUGGCCAACCUGGUGGGACGGCUGAUCUUCAGUAGGGUACCUUCAUCUCUGCAACGCACCGUUCUGGGUGGUAUAGCGUUUGUGGUGAUGAAGGGAGUGUUGAAGGUGUAUUUCAAACAGCAGCAGUACCUCACCCAGGCCAACCGCCACAUCCUCAACUACCCAGAGAGAGAGAGGGACAUGGAUGGAGAGGGGCGGAGUGAGGAAGGAGAGGACGACACAGAGGAUAGUGGAAACGAGUGAACAAAACACCCCCCCCCCCUAACCCUAGAGGGCGAAGGAGGGAUGGAGAGGUAGAGCGGAGA
Molecule: messenger RNA, 1157 nt
Organism: Oncorhynchus tshawytscha (Chinook salmon)
Lineage: Eukaryota; Metazoa; Chordata; Actinopteri; Salmoniformes; Salmonidae
Gene: marchf5l
Product: membrane-associated ring finger (C3HC4) 5, like
Exons: 7
Coding region: 214-1095 (293 amino acids)
Molecular function (GO): zinc ion binding
Source: RefSeq, a predicted model, not a curated record